UCGAAACUGUCAAGACGUGCCUAGAAAAUCCCAAAUAUAAAACGCCAAGCGUUGCCCAGGCUGUCACCCUAGCAUUUAGAAAUAAAUCUAGGACUUACUGUGAUUAACAAUUCUCAAGCUAAACAGCAAAAGUGUGAGAUCGUGCAACACGUCGAAGGAAUCCCAACCAAUGAUAAGCAAGAUGGCUAGCAACACAACUGGAGAAGGAUCUGGUUCCGAAAGCACUGGCUCGGGACGUCGUCUUCCGCUUCCCUAAACGGCAGCAACGGCGACGAGAACACCAUAAAGGAAGUGGAAGCUAAAAAGAAGCAAACAGAAGCUCCAGCCAAAAAGAAAGAAGUCCAGAGACCAAGAUGGAAGAAGGAAGCCAAAAGUCUCACAACAGCAAGUCAAUCCCAGCUUCGCCAUCCCAGAAUAAGGAAUCCGAAACAGUUCCAUCUACAUCUGCUGGCUCUCUGACUCCACAGGAGGAUGUGGACAUGGAAACGCUCCAAGUGGAUGCCUCCCCGAUACGCAGCGUCCAUGGGAAUAUGAAUGCCCUACCGGCGGCCACAUCCACGCCCGGACGCAGUCUCUUCAGUUUCCGCGGCAGCAGCAAGCAGACCACCGAGGUGGAUCUAACAUAUCAGACCUCUGGCUCUCCGGCAGGAACUCCGGCUCGCACCUUUGCCCAGAUCACAGGUAGACGACCCAUAAACUCGCUGACACCCUCCAAAGUGGGCACCUACAGGAGCUGCAACAGCGAACUGGACACCUCGAGUUGCACAAAUGCCAGCAUGAACGCUACCGUGGGUUCUGAGACCCCCAACAGCUCGUCCUUCUCGUUCUCGUUCUUUGGCCGUGGUCGCAAACGCGACCGCACUCCCCCACCACUUUCGGCUACUCGGUCGACGAGUAAUCUGGGACAAGACGUGGAAUUGUCGCCACCAAAGCGCGCCCGUUUCGAUUUGUACAGCCUGAACCUGGCCUCGCCCUUCAGUAUGCUGCGCUCGAAGUUCUCCAAGACUACAAUUAGUUCUCCUGCCCGUUUGCGUCUGGAUCUGAACGGUUCCGGCGUGGAGGAGCAACAGGGACACACAUCUUCGAGCAGCGUAUCGGAAGAAGUCGAGGUAGAGGAGGAGCAGCCCAUCGAGGAUGUGUCCGGUCUGGAGACGACCAAGGAGGCCAGCUCGACCAGUAAGGAAAUUCCCGCCACGAAGAAUGCCGAGGGUAACAACGUCGAUGGCCAAGAUGUCGAUGAGGCAUCCGACGGAAACAUUCCCCCCGUCGUUGAGGACGACGAUGUGGCCGGAGACGAGGACAAGUCCCGCUGCUCAAUUAUGUAAUAGGACAAACAAACCCUUCCCUUAGCUGAUAAGUUUAUGUUGCCUUUUGUGAAAUUUAUGUUUAGAGAAAAAAGAACUGCCAUCACAAACGUUGAUAGCCAGCCUUGGAUUGGUAUUUUUUCAACAAGAAAACCUCUUCAAGGCCUCAGGACCUAACCAACAAGGCAGAGAUUCCUUGCUGAUUGGCUUCUCCAUGUUAAUUCGCAAGUCGCAGUCAACCACCGACAAAUCAAUUGAUCGGUUCCCAGGCAAAGUGGGUACCCAAAACGAUCAGAAUAGAACAUUUUAAAAGCAACAAUAUAAUUGUGAAUUUAUUUGAUUUUGU
Messenger RNA from Drosophila suzukii, 1650 nucleotides. RefSeq lists its product as uncharacterized. The record is from RefSeq and is a predicted model, not a curated record. Lineage: Eukaryota; Metazoa; Arthropoda; Insecta; Diptera; Drosophilidae.